Molecule: messenger RNA, 306 nt
Organism: Penicillium cataractarum
Lineage: Eukaryota; Fungi; Ascomycota; Eurotiomycetes; Eurotiales; Aspergillaceae
Gene: tim13
Product: protein translocase subunit TIM13
Exons: 2
Coding region: 1-306 (101 amino acids)
Source: RefSeq, a predicted model, not a curated record
AUGUCUUUCCUUGGUUCCAGCGCUCCCAAGUCCAACGAGGACAUCAAGACUGCCCUCCUGCAGCAGGUUCAGCAGGAGGCGGCCAUGAACAAUGCCCGCGCUCUCAUCGGAAAAAUCAACGAGAACUGCUUCGACGCCUGUGUCCCCGCCCCCGGCUCUUCCCUCUCCUCCAAGGAGAACGCCUGCAUGUCCAGCUGCAUGGACAAGUACAUCAACAUGUGGAACGUCGUCAGCCGCAGCUACAUGCACCGCAUGAAUGAGGAGAGGAAGAAGAUGGGCGGUGAUGUCGCCGGUCUGUCUCUGUAA